Molecule: messenger RNA, 1470 nt
Organism: Brugia malayi
Lineage: Eukaryota; Metazoa; Nematoda; Chromadorea; Rhabditida; Onchocercidae
Exons: 12
Coding region: 1-1470 (489 amino acids)
Biological process (GO): pentose-phosphate shunt; pentose-phosphate shunt, oxidative branch
Cellular component (GO): cytosol
Molecular function (GO): NADP binding; phosphogluconate dehydrogenase (decarboxylating) activity
Source: RefSeq, a predicted model, not a curated record
AUGUCAUUUGAUGAGAAGGAUAAAGCUGAUAUCGCGGUGAUUGGACUCGCCGUGAUGGGGCAAAAUUUGAUUCUUAACAUGCUUGAGAAAGGUUUCGUGGUAUGCGUCUAUAAUCGAACUGUAUCGAAAGUGGAUGAUUUUUUGGCGAAUGAAGGAAAGGGUUUACGGGCUCUUGGUGCACAUAGUUUGUCGGAAUUAGCUGAAGUUCUAAAGAAACCACGACGUAUAAUGUUGAUGGUAAAAGCAGGGCAACCAGUGGAUGCAAUGAUUUCCAGCAUUUUGCCUUUUCUGGAUAGAGGUGAUAUAAUUAUUGACGGUGGAAAUAGUGAAUAUACGGAUACAGCACGACGCUGCACCGAACUGAAAGAGAAGAAUAUUCGUUUCGUCGGUUGCGGUGUAAGUGGUGGUGAGGAAGGAGCACGUCAUGGUCCAUCACUGAUGCCAGGUGGUUCAGCUGAAGCUUGGCCAUAUAUAAAGGAUAUAUUCCAAGCAAUAGCAGCUAAAGUUGACAACGAACCUUGUUGUGACUGGGUUGGUGAAAAUGGUGCUGGACAUUUCGUGAAAAUGGUUCAUAAUGGAAUUGAAUAUGGUGAUAUGCAGUUGAUUGCAGAAGCGUAUAGUCUAUUGAAGGACGGAGCCGACUUAACACAUGAUGAAAUGGCAGAGGUAUUCGCCGAAUGGAACAAAGGCGCAUUGGAUUCAUAUCUGAUAGAAAUAACAAGUCAUAUUCUUAAGUUCAAAGAUGAAAAUAAGCAAACUUUAUUGCCAAAUAUUAGAGAUGCUGCUGGGCAAAAAGGGACGGGCAAAUGGACGGGAAUUGUUGCUUUGAACUAUGGAAUACCACUUACGCUGAUUGGUGAAGCUGUUUUUGCUCGUUGUUUAUCGUCUUUGAAGGAUGAUCGACUGGCGGCAGCCAAAGUUUUGCCGGGGCCUAAUCCUGAUAAAGCUGGUAUUGUUGGUGACAGAAAAGCAUUCUGCGAGCACAUUAGGAAGGCUUUGUAUGCAUCGAAGAUCAUAAGCUACGCACAAGGAUUCAUGCUUCUUGCGGAAGCAAACCGUGUUUUCAAAUGGAAUUUAAAUUUUGGAUCAAUUGCAUUGAUGUGGCGUGGUGGGUGUAUUAUUCGUUCGCGCUUUUUGGGUGAAAUAAAGAAAGCUUAUGAUACGAAUCCCAAACUUAGUAAUCUGUUGAUGGACAGUUUCUUCUUAAAUGCUAUCAGGAAAUGUCAGGAGUCAUGGCGUAUUAUUAGUGCUGCCGGAAUUUUACUUGGUAUACCAACACCAGCUUUUUCAACUGCGCUUGCAUUUUAUGAUGGUUUCCGUUGCAAAGUAUUGCCAGCAAAUCUUAUUCAGGCUCAGCGUGAUUAUUUCGGUGCUCAUAUGUACGAAUUGAUGGAUAAACCGGGUACAUUCUUACAUACAAAUUGGACUGGUACUGGUGGUAAUGUUACUUCUACAGCGUACAUUCAGUAA